This is a messenger RNA of Cornus florida, 1333 nucleotides long. RefSeq names its product L10-interacting MYB domain-containing protein-like. Lineage: Eukaryota; Viridiplantae; Streptophyta; Magnoliopsida; Cornales; Cornaceae. The coding region runs from base 32 to 457 and encodes 141 amino acids. The transcript has 3 exons. The record is from RefSeq and is a predicted model, not a curated record.
UCUCCACCACUUCUCUCUACAAGAUCGUUGCAUGCACUUCUCUCCUCUAGAUCCAACUCUUGCUCAUAUUUUGUUGAGGAUGGCAUCUAAAAUUGCUGAUGUUGAGGAGUCAGCUCUGUGGUCUACACAAUUAGAGAGACGUUUUGUUGAUAUAAUGGUUGAAGAGGUUAACAAGGGGAACAUGCCAUCUGGGAUAUUUACUUCCAAGUGUUGGAAAAAGAUUGCGGAGGAGUUCAAAAACAAGACUAAUCACGUUUAUAAUGUGAAACAACAGAAGGCAAAAUUUAAUCGAUUACGUACAAAGCAUCGUGAGUUUUCAACUCUUCUAAACGAGACAACUGGGUUUGGUUGGGAUGCGAAAACAAACACUGUGACUACUGAUGAAGAAACUUGGCAAACAUAUUUGCGGGCUCAUCCCAAUGCUAAGUGUUUUUGCAAAAAAGGUUGUGAAAAUUAAAAACUUUUGGGAGUUCUUUUUAAUACGUCGACUGCUACUGGGCAACUUCACUAUGCAUCCACUCAAGAUCCACCUAAUAUAGAUGGAGAACGAGAGCAGGAGGAUCAAUUUAUGAAUACAGGUGUCCAUGUUAGUUCAAUUGCUAAAGGUCAAGAUGAUUCAGAUAAUAUUUUAGUUGAAGACAAUAACCCUCGUCGUCGUAAAUCCACAUCCUCUGAUUGUCGUGCAAAAAAGGUGAGUAAAAAAGAUUCCAUUAGUGAUACUCUUGCUUGUAUUGUUGAAGCUUCCAAAGCAAGGACUGAAGCUUCAUUAGCUAAGGCGGAGACGUAUAAGAAAAUGAAACAUACUCAAAAGGCAACUAGCCCAGACGCAUGCUCUCUAAGUAAUUGUAUUGAAUGCCUUGAGGGUCUUGAUGAGAUAGAUGAUGACACAUAUCUGAAGGCAACUGAAAAGUUCAAGGAAUUGCACUACAGAGAAUUGUUCAUUAAGAUGAGUAUUUCCAGGAAGUUUGCUUGGUUGAAGAGCUUGGACUGACUUGGGUGGUUACUAAAUGCAGGGUUUAGUUUUUGGUUGCAUGUGACUUGAAACACAUAUUUGGUUUUAUGUGUUAUUGAACAAUUUCCUUAUGCCUUAUUUUAUUUUUUAUUUUUCCUAUGCAUGUGACUUUAUGUUAUAUUCGUGUGGGGGACAAUUUAUUAUGUUUUAUGUUAUGAAAACUUUGUUUUGGUGUACCUUUUAUUAUGUUUAAUUUAUAAUGUUUCAUGUAACUUUUUUAUUGUAUUUAAAUUUAGGAAGAAUGUACAUGGAGUCCUAUGAAGGGGAAACAAAAUACAAGCACCAAACAGAACCUCCAUUUUGGAGUUAUGCAGAAAGAGG